AUUCCAGUCGAGAGAAGAGAGAAGAAAAUCCCUUUCUCGCGUAGAGCGAGCACUGUAAACGAAGUCUGGUCACCGGUGAAGCAGUAGAGACGGAGGGCUCAGUGGCCGACUAUAAAACGGAGCGAUGAUGGAGGACGGCGAGAUAGUGGAGGCGGUCGCCAUGGACGAAGACUCGCAGCUGCUCAAGAAUGGGAAGUCAGCCUACGACAGGCUUCGCGAAAGCAAAGCUUCAGUGGAGGAGAUCGUCUCCCAGAUUCUCUCCGUCAAAAAGGACGGCAACUCAAAAUCCCAGCUCCGGGAGCUCGUUACUCAGACGUUUCUCCACUUUAUCACCCUCCGCCAGGCGAACAGGUCGAUUUUGCUGCACGAGGAUCGAGCGAAGACGGAGACGGAGAAAGCGAAGGCGCCGGUGGAUUUCACGACUCUCCAGCUCCAUAACCUGAUGUAUGAGAAGGGCCACUACGUGAAAGCUAUCAAGGCUUGUAAGGACUUCAAGUCCAAGUAUCCAGACAUUGAGCUCGUCCCUGAAGAAGAGUUCUUCCGUGAUGCACCUGAAGAUAUCAAGAGUUCCGUCUUGUCCAGCGAUGGCUCCCACAAUUUGAUGCUCAAAAGGCUCAACUACGAGCUGCACCAGCGGAAAGAGCUCUGCAAGCUUCGGGAGAAAUUGGAGUUACAGAAGAAAAGUCUUGCGGAGAUGAUUGCUAAUAGGAAGAAGUUUUUGUCAAGUCUGCCAUCACACCUUAAGUCCCUCAAGAAAGCAUCUCUGCCUGUACAGAACCAAUUAGGGGUUCUGCAUACUAAGAAGUUAAAGCAGCAUAGUUCAGCAGAACUGCUUCCUCCUCCACUCUACGUGAUUUACUCACAGUUGGUGGCUCAGAAGGAGGCGUUUGGGGAAGAGAUUGACCUGGAAAUUGUUGGGAGUUUGAAAGAUGCUCAAACAUUUGCUCGUCAGCAAGCAAAUAAAGAAAACAGUGCUUCUGCAAAUGUGGAGACUUUGAGGAUUGAAGAUGAUGUACCUGAUGAUGAAGAUGAUGCCCAAAGAAGGAGAAAACGACCAAAAAGGGCACCUAGUAAGGAAAAUCCUGAUCUGGCAGGGGUUCAUCAAGUUCACCCGCUUAAGCUCAUUCUUCAUAUACUUGAUGAUGAGGCUUCUGAUCCGAAGUCUGCAAAGCUCAUUACUUUGAAGUUUGAAUACCUGUUAAAGCUAAAUGUUGUAUGUGUUGGAGUAGAAGGUUCACAUGAGGGAACUGAGAACAGCAUUCUGUGUAACUUAUUCCCUGAUGAUACUGGCCAUGAACUUCCGCACCAGUCUGCAAAGCUCACUACCGGUGAUAGUCUUUCCUUUGAUGAAAAGAGAACUUCUCGUCCAUAUAAGUGGGCCCAACAUUUGGCAGGGAUCGAUUUCUUACCAGAGAUUGCACCGUUACUUGGUAGUCAUGAAAAUUCAAGUGGCGAAACGUCUAAAGCUGAUGUUGUAUCUGGGUUAUCGUUAUAUCGACAGCAGAAUCGGGUUGAGACAGUUGUCCAAAGAAUACGCUCUCGGAAAAGGGCUCAGCUGGCUCUUGCGGAGCAGCUUGGUUCACUUAUGAAGCUAAAGUGGCCUCCUCUGAAUUGUGAAAGUGUUCCUUGGGCUCUACAUUCUUCUUUAUGCAGUUUGGAUGGUUGGUCAUCAAUAGGAACCCCACCUAGCCAUCCUUCUUUACAUACAGAGCAAGUUGAGGAAUCCAUGAAUAUUGACACCGAUGGACGAACCGGCACUUCAAAGGGAGGGUUAGAAGGUGUGAGGGAAGAUGGGGAGCUCCCAUCUUUGCUUCAGGCUGGUUCCGCGAUGGCAAACGAUAUGAAGCAGCUUACUUCUACUUCAAAGGUAUCAUCCAGUGCAGAGCAGUCUAGGCAGCUGACUUUGAUCUCAAAGACUGUUAUCUCCCCAUUUAGCAAGGGAAAAUCACAUAGCUUUAAGAAAUACGAUGAGGAUUUAGAUCCGACUUUGGAUUUUGAUAGUGAUCAUGACGAGCUGGCCACUAAUGAGCAAGAUAACGAAGAUAUGGCUUCUAUUCAACGCCUUGAACUAUCCUUGGAUUCUUGGGUUGAUUUUGGUGCUAAAGAGUACUCCCUUGUCUUGGCAAGAGAACUGAGUGAAGGCAGAAAUGUGAAGUUAGAAGCAAAGAUUAAGAUCAGCAUGGAGUACCCUCUUAGGCCGCCUCUGUUCUCCGUGAACCUACUUACUUCAGAAGGAAGCCAAGAUGAAGGCGACAAUCGCUCUAGAUCGUACAACGAACUUCGUGCAAUAGAAGCAGAGGUGAACCUCAAUAUACUGAAGCUAGUGCCAAGUGAUGAAGAAAACAACAUCUUAGCCCAUCAAGUUCGCUGUCUCGCCAUGUUGUUCGACUAUCUGAUGGAUGAUGAAGCAUCAUCAGCAGGUGAAAAGAAUACCCAUGUGGUUGAUGUUGGUUUGUCCAAGCCAGUCCGUGGUAUGAUUCUUGCCAGGUCAUAUAGAGGAAGGGACAGGAGGAAGAUGAUCUCCUGGAAGGACAUGGAUUCCACAUCUGGCAACUUGUAGACAGAAUCUAGGGUUUCCUCUUUCAGUUUCAUGUUUGUUGUCCUUUCAGAUUCGGCAAAUGUUGUAUUCUUUUGCGAUUAAGCUCCAAAUUAGAGACUGCAGGCUGAAAGUAAUCUUAUCAUUCAUGAUCUAAAUCGAUAGAAAAACCAGAACUUUGGAAAAAGAUUGAUCAACAUGUUUUCUUUUCUAUUUCACUGUAAUUCUCGACGAUAAAAGAUUCGAUAGAGGGAUGAUAGUAGAACAAUCACAAGGAUAAGGGG
Messenger RNA from Linum tenue, 2820 nucleotides. NCBI's taxonomy places the organism in Eukaryota, Viridiplantae, Streptophyta, Magnoliopsida, Malpighiales, Linaceae. The record is from the annotation of a GenBank genome assembly.